AUGACACCAUCACACUACACUCAAAUCGUACUUGCUUCAAGGCCUGCUACUUCUGCCUUCAUCGAGGCGGACCACUUCCGUAAAGAAGUUGUGCCUUUCGAUCUCAAACCUCAAAAGGGCCAGGUGCUGAUACGAGUGCAAUACCUCUCUAUUGAUCCUGCUAUGCGCUUGUGGCUCAGCGAGACGGGAACACCUCUGACUCCAAUUCCAAUCGGGGGCGUCAUGCAUGCCAUCGGGGUUGGAGCUGUGAUUGCGUCCGGAGAGAAUACCUCCCUUGUUCCUGGCGAUUUAGUGAGCGGGAACCUCGGUAUGGCAGAAUAUACAAUCCAGGAUGCGAAUGCUGUCGAGAAGCUCGAGCCCCCUCCAAACAUGCAGGCCCUCGAUUAUAUUGGACUUCUGGCACAUAUUGGUCUCGCGGCUUACUUUGGUCUCGUUGAUAUUGCCCAGAUUAAGGCCGGAGAGACCCUGGUUGUAUCCGGCGCCGCAGGUGCUACUGGCUCCAUCGUAUGUCAGCUUGGCAAAGAGCGUGGGGCGAAGGUGAUUGGCAUAUCCGGGUCCACGAAGAAGUGCGAAUGGCUCGAGCAAGAGCUGGGCAUUGACAAGGCGCUCAAUUACAAGAGCCCCACGUUCAAGGAUGACUUCUCUAAGACGGUAGGAGCGCUAGACGUAUUCUAUGACAACGUAGGCGGAGAGGUUCUUGACCUGGCGUUGGCGAGCACGAAUCUGCACGCCCGCAUCAUUAUCUGCGGAAACCUUUCCCAAUACAACACGGAGAAGCAGUAUCCUCUACGGAACUAUUCCCAGUUACUAAGCAAACGCGCCACGAUGCGAGGGUUUAUCGUAUUUGACUAUACUUCUCGCUAUGAGGAAGGCCGCGAGUACCUCGCUGAGCUCGUUACGAAGGGAGCUGUCAAACAACGAUACCACGUUCUUAACGGUUUGGAUAUUGCCCCUGGGGCAAUUGGGAUGCUCUUUCGCGGAGAGAACGAGGGGAAACUGGUGGUGAAGGUCUCUGACUAA
This is a messenger RNA of Postia placenta MAD-698-R-SB12, 1020 nucleotides long. RefSeq lists its product as hypothetical. The record is from RefSeq and is a predicted model, not a curated record. The transcript has 9 exons. The coding region runs from base 1 to 1020 and encodes 339 amino acids. Lineage: Eukaryota; Fungi; Basidiomycota; Agaricomycetes; Polyporales; Adustoporiaceae. Gene Ontology annotation, molecular function: oxidoreductase activity, acting on the CH-CH group of donors, NAD or NADP as acceptor.